CUGCACAACGGACCUCGUUUGGAUGGGGGGGCGGAUUUUACGUGCAUUUCAUGAAGUUUCUUUAAAAGAUGCUGGCUGCAUGGGUUGGGAAUAGUGAAGGCAGAAGCAAACAGAGGUUGCACACAUCGGGAAGAGUUUAAACGAUCCGCCACUCCACUCACUCGACCAGACUGUUCUCAACUAUCCGGGAAGAAAGUACCGGCACUGGGAUUGGGACAGAAUGUGCUGGGUAUUCCCAAUCCUGCUACUCACUGCCCUGGGAGGAGGCUGGGGAUGUCAGCUACCUCACGACUGGAGACCACAAAGUGAAUCGUGUCGAGCUGAACUGGCCGAAAUCAUUAUCUACGCGAAGGUGCUGGCUGUCUACAAGGACACUUACAGUGUCUAUAACUACCUGCCCUGGCAAUAUGACACCGACCUCUUCUACUCGGCAGAGGUCGAGCUGCUGUGUGACCAGGCCUGGGGCAGUAUGUUAGAGAUGCCGGCUGGAGCCAGGUUUAACCUGACUGGACUGGGAUACUUCCCUUGCCACUCUUACACGGUCGUGGAAAACAACAUUUACUACUUCUUCGUCAGGUUGGAUGAGAAUUACAAUAUUGUGCCACACGGAAUAAAUUUCCAGGAUCCAAUUUUUCCAGAUACUACCGAGAACAAGCGUAUGUUUGCAAGUCUGUUCCAGUUCUCUAACUGUACCAGCGGCAUCCAUCAUCAUACCUUCAUGCCAGAGUGGGAACUGCAAGAGGAUAAUCGGCUCCUAUGCUCAACGGUGCAGAAAGCCCUUUAUGAGGAGGAAGAUCGUGUGAGGAAGCUCUCCCAGAAAGUGAAAUCUCUUGAAAAGGCCAACAACCAUCUGCGUGAGAAGGUGAAGAGGAUUAAGCGCUCCCUUCGACAGGUGAAAAAAGAGAGCAAGAGAGAAGCAAUACUCAUGAAGCAGAUCCUACAGAAGGAACAGAACAAGGAAAGAGGAAAGUUGAACGUCAAACAGGACACUGGCAAGCGACCCCUAAAGAAACCAGUCAAGAAACCAAUCAGCCAUAAACUGUAACAUUGCAGGCUUACUAAACAUAAGAGAUGUAAUGCUUCCCUUAUGAGUGGGAACAUGACACACAUGAAAAUUAUAUCACGAAACAGUACCACAUUAUAUGUUUGUUAUUUUUUGAGUAACUUCCCACAGUAGAACUUGAAGGGGUGAUCAAAAUCAAUGGAUCUGAUUUUAACUUUGCCUAAAGGGUUUUAAGUGAAUUGAAAUCUUACCUUAUGAGUGAGAAUAUAGCCUGCCAGAAUACUCUAAUCUUGGAAGAAAAGCUCUUGCUCAUGAAAGACUUCACUGAUAUACUUUAGUGGCAAUGGUAAUUCCAAGCCAAGCAAUAUAUUCAAGUCCAUUUGAAGCUUAUUGUUCCUGCUCCCUAUGCCCACACAUGGCCGGUUAACUUGAAUCGCCAUCACCAGCGAUCCAUUUACAUAGUAUUCGGGUGACUCUGUGGUUAAUUUAGACUAGAUUAGGUAGAUUGCUUCCUGUCAUAACCACUUUUCUUCUUUGUACUUACAAUGCUUUUUUUAAAAUUUUCUGUGCUUAGCUAGAACAAAUUUAUCUGAUCGAGUUUAUUUUUGUUUAAAGAUUCAUAGGUAAGUGGAAAGUACUACAGCUUAAGUACAUGUAUUUUCUCCUGGAGUUUGGCAACUUUGGCAGCUAUGGUAGUGGGGUUUGGUGGUAUUCUUAAAUUGCAGCCAUUUCUCCUGGAGCUUGGUAAUGCUUGGGAGGAAUUCUCAUGCAGUGAAUCAUCACUGAAUUUAUAACUUUCAUGGAGAGGGCGUUUAUUACAAUGAUUCUACUCAGUAACUUGCAGGAGAUGUUAUAUCAUGGUGAAUAUUCUGGGCUUGUUCAGUUCAUUUGAGAGGAGUCAGUUCCUGUUAAUUUAAGGGGGAAUCAUACAACCACAUCUCUCCCUUUGAAAAUGGUUAACCAACUUUUCAUUUAAUUACAAACACAAUGGCAUAAAUCACAGUGAAACAACAAUGAAAUAAACAGAAACAUCCAGAUGAACCUUUACAGCAAAAAAUAUCCUUAGAAAUAAGAUUAUUUUCCAAAGGCUUUUUGUUCUGUUAUGUUUGCAUUUUCAUUGAUAUACUGACUAGUUACAAUCUAUGUUGAGUUGUCACUGACAUGUAAUAAGUGAACUCAGUUUGUGCUGAAAUGUAAAUUUGUUACUGAUUAUAAGCCAAAGGGCCUUGUAUUAAUAAAACUUUUCUUAACUUU
Messenger RNA from Rhincodon typus (whale shark), 2257 nucleotides. It is a transcript of the gene ccdc3b, whose product is annotated as coiled-coil domain containing 3b. The record is from RefSeq and is a predicted model, not a curated record. Gene Ontology annotation, biological process: negative regulation of gene expression. Gene Ontology annotation, cellular component: extracellular region. The transcript has 3 exons. Bases 221 to 1045 code for a protein of 274 amino acids. NCBI's taxonomy places the organism in Eukaryota, Metazoa, Chordata, Chondrichthyes, Orectolobiformes, Rhincodontidae.